This is a messenger RNA of Colletotrichum spaethianum, 2481 nucleotides long. RefSeq names its product chitin synthase D. Gene Ontology annotation, molecular function: chitin synthase activity. The record is from RefSeq and is a predicted model, not a curated record. The transcript is spliced from 3 exons. Lineage: Eukaryota; Fungi; Ascomycota; Sordariomycetes; Glomerellales; Glomerellaceae. Gene Ontology annotation, cellular component: cell periphery; cell septum. Bases 1 to 2481 code for a protein of 826 amino acids.
AUGGCGGAAGUGGACGAGAACUACUGGCCGACGAAGGACAUCGUCUACACGGCCAUUGUGGGCUUGGUGAUGUUGGCGGCCAUUCUUGAAUGGUUCCUAUGGGUCGCCGCGUUUCUAUAUUGCCUCUGGAAGGUCUUCAUCAAGGCUGAACAUUGGUCCAUUCGAGUUCUGGCGGUGGUUGUUGGCGUUAUAUUCACAUGCUUCAGAGCCAUUUUCCUUCCGAUUAUGAUCGUCACACUGCCGCUGCCCAGUGCCGUCGUCAAGUACUGGCCAGAGAACAUGGUUGACGUCCUGCAGUGGUUCGCCUUUUGGAGUUUUGCUGGUCUGCUGACCAUUCCCUGGCUGUUCUGUGUCUACCAGCUGGUUACCAACCAGCUUGGCAGAAAGAAGAGAAUCAAGCAGGUACUCGACGAGGUUUCGGCUCCCAAGGUCGUCAUUGUCAUGCCGGUCUACAAGGAAGACCCUGACGUACUCGUCGUUGCCAUCAAUUCGGUCGUAGACUGCGACUACCCGCCGUCGUGCAUUCACGUCUUCCUGUCCUUUGACGGUGACCAGGAGGACGAACUCUACUUGAACACCCUAGACAAAUUGGGGGUUCCAUUGACUCUCGAAACGUACCCUAAGAGUAUCGACGUUACUUACAAGUCCGCCCGUAUCACUGUCUCCCGUUUCCCGCAUGGUGGAAAGCGCCAUUGCCAGAAGGCUACCUUCAAACUCAUCGACAAGGUGUACGAGCAUUACCUCAAGAGAAACGACAACCUCUUCAUCCUUUUCAUCGACUCCGAUUGUAUCCUCGACCCUACCUGCUUGCAGAACUUUGUCUACGAUAUGGAGUUGAGUCCCGGCAACAACAGGGACAUGCUGGCCAUGACUGGUGUCAUUACAUCUACGACCAAGAAGCACAGCUUGAUCACAUUGCUCCAAGAUAUGGAAUAUAUUCACGGUCAACUCUUCGAGCGUACCGUCGAGUCGGGAUGCGGUGCUGUUACCUGCCUUCCUGGUGCUCUGACAAUGCUUCGAUUCUCCGCGUUUCGCCGCAUGGCCAAAUACUACUUCGCCGACAAAGCUGAGCAAUGCGAGGAUCUCUUCGAUUUUGCCAAGUGCCAUCUUGGAGAGGACCGUUGGCUUACCCAUUUGUUCAUGAUCGGAGCCAAGAAGCGUUACCAGAUCCAGAUGUGCACGUCAGCUUUCUGCAAGACCGAGGCCGUACAGACUAUGAAAUCACUCAUCAAGCAGCGCCGACGUUGGUUCCUGGGUUUCCUCUCCAACGAAGUGUGCAUGCUUACUGAUUGGCGUCUUUGGAAGCGUUACCCCAUCUUGGUCCUUGUCCGGUUUAUGCAAAACACCAUUCGUACAACGGCCCUGCUGUUCUUCAUCAUGGUGCUCGCCAUCAUCACCACAUCCAAAAAAGUCGAGAACUUGCCAGUCGGUUUCAUCGCCAUCUCACUUGGGCUCAACUGGCUCAUGAUGCUGUAUUUCGGUGCCAAGCUCAGGCGAUUCAAGAUCUGGCUCUAUCCUGUCAUGUUCAUCUUGAACCCGUUCUUCAACUGGUUUUACAUGGUGUAUGGUAUCUUCACUGCCGGACAAAGAACUUGGGGAGGACCCAGAGCCGACGCCGCUACUGCUGAUACCUCCACUACUGCCCAGCAAGCCAUCGAGCAAGCCGAGGAGGCCGGAGACGAUCUCAACGUCGUGCCCGAAACCUUUAUUCCUGCCGCCGAAGCUAGGAAGGAGAGCAUUGCCGGCGGCAAGGGCCACAUCAUCAUGGGUCAUCCGGGUCGCAAGCACAGUGUGGUCCAGCCGCCGCCCAACAUCGAGGGACGUUUUGCCGCCAGAAAGAAGAGUGAGAAUGGUUUCUACGUCAACCCUGAUGACUCCCAAGUUACUGUCAACCGGUCUGGUCCUAGCGGAUUUGGACCUGCGUGGGCCUUGCAGUCACGCGAUUCGUUCGAUAGUAUGGUAUCGGCGCAGACUGCUGGUAACUCUGUCUACAUGCCUCGCCGCGUGGAAAGUAUCAUGGGAGAUGAGGAUAGGAAGAAGUACGAGCUCGCCCAACAGAGCCAGUUCAACCAGUUUCUGUCCAACUCGAAGCGCUUUGGGGCACAGACGACGUCGACCGGCCAAGUGUACGAGUACUCAGACGCUGAGAUGAAGCAAGCGGGAUUUCAAGACGCACCCGAUCCAAUGGAAGGCGGUCAGGAGUACACGGACAACGUGAGGAUGGGCAACGUUGACAACCGCCUCUCUCGACCCAAGUCCGGAGAAGGCUUGUCAUCGAGACAAGGAACAACGACGACGACCACCACCACCGCCACCUCCACGCACUCAAUGUCUACAACUCAUUCAGCACGUGGUGGCCGUAGUCCACUUGCACGAGCCAGCCUUGUCCGUACCAUCCAGCUUGAAGAUGUCCCAUCCGAAGGUGAGAGCUCGAACAGCGGCAAGAACAGCCGCGACCAUUCGCCCAGGGGCAAACCAUAG